CCGAGCCUUCCGAGGGCUCAGCUCUUUGGGGCUGCCAAUUUCUCUGAUUGGGAAAAGAACGCGCGCCCAGCGUCGGGCGAAGAAAAGAAGAAAAACUUGUCGGAGGGGUUUCACCAGCUCACUGUAACCCCCUUCCCGCAAACCCAAACCUCCGGCGGGGCCAUCCCAAGACUGGGGGAAAGUUCCUUCAGAGCCGUCAGUCCCCAAGAUUUGGAGGCGGCAUCGGCGCUUGCUGUGGAAUUGUAUCUGUUUUGAACCCAGUGGAGCGCGUCGUAGGGGCUUGGAAGUCACCUUCUGCGGCCACUGGGGGUGGCGCUGCCUGUGUAGAACCGAGAAUUUGGGAGCUGGGGCUGCAAGUGGGCUUUUCUUCACUCAGUUGUUCUGUGCCUGAGGUGAAGGCUGCAAGACUGGCAAGUUGAGAAGAGAAACCCGGAGGUCCAAAGAGGACUGCGCUCCCCAUCCUACUCCCUUCUUCCUCUUCCCUGCCUCUGGGUGUGAGAUCCCAGUGAAAUUACAAAGGCCUCCCAGUCCCGCCGAGACUGGUUGGCAGCUAUCAGCCCCGUCUCUCCUUUCCCACCAGGAGCCUGAGAGCACCGGGCGCCCGGAAAAGACUGCCGCGUUAGGGAAGGGAGGUCUCGGUGGAAGCAUGGCGAGGUUACCUAGGGCCGACCUGGCCGCUGCAGGAGUUGUGUUACUUUGCCACUUUUUAACGGACCGGUUUCAGUUCGCCAAAGGGGAGACCCGAGACCAAAUCAAUGAUUGGCAAUAUGAAGUUCCUCAGGCCUUCCCUCAAACAGAGGAUGAGGUGGAAGUGUACUCACACGCCUACAGCCACAGGUGGAAAAGAAACUUAGAUUCUCCCAAGGUGGUAGACACAAACCGAGCAAGCUUGGGUCAAGACUCCGCAGAGCCCAGAGGCUUCACAGACCUACUGCUGGACGAUGGGCAGGACAACACCACCCAGAUUGAGGAGGACACAGAUCACAAUUACUACAUAUCUCGGAUAUAUGGUCCAUCUGAUUCUGCCAGCCGGGAUUUGUGGGUGAACAUAGACCAAAUGGAAAAAGACAAAGUGAAGAUUCAUGGUAUAUUGUCUAAUACUCAUCGGCAAGCUGCGAGAGUGAAUCUGUCCUUCGAUUUUCCAUUUUAUGGCCAUUCCCUGCGUGAAAUCACUGUGGCAACUGGGGGUUUUAUAUAUACUGGAGAAGUUGUACAUCGAAUGCUAACAGCCACGCAGUACAUAGCACCUCUAAUGGCAAAUUUUGAUCCCAGUGUGUCCAGAAAUUCAACAGUCAGAUAUUUUGAUAAUGGCACAGCACUUGUUGUCCAGUGGGACCAUGUACAUCUCCAGGAUAAUUACAACCUGGGAAGCUUCACAUUCCAGGCAACCCUCCUCACUGAUGGACGUAUCAUCUUUGGCUACAAAGAAAUUCCUGUCUUGGUCACACAGAUAAGUUCCACCAAUCAUCCAGUGAAAGUGGGGCUGUCUGAUGCAUUUGUCGUUGUCCACAGGAUCCAGCAAAUUCCCAAUGUUCGAAGAAGAACAAUUUAUGAGUACCAUCGAGUAGAGCUACAAAUGUCAAAAAUUACCAACAUUUCAGCUGUGGAGAUGACUCCAUUACCUACAUGUCUCCAGUUUAAUGAGUGUGGCCCCUGUGUAUCCUCUCAGAUUGGCUUCAACUGCAGUUGGUGUAGUAAACUUCAAAGAUGUUCCAGUGGAUUUGAUCGCCAUCGGCAGGACUGGGUAGACAGUGGAUGCCCUGAAGAGUCAAAAGAGAAGAUGUGUGAAGACACAGAGCCAGUGGAAACUUCUCCUCAAACCACCACAACUCUCAAACCAACAACUACACACUUCAGGGUCUUAACCACCACUAGAAGGUCAGCAACAUCACAGCUGCCGACCAGCCUGCCCACAGAAGAUGAUACCAAGAUUGCACUACAUCUAAAAGAUAAUGGAGCUUCCACAGAUGACAGUGCAGCUGAGAAGAAAGGGGGAACCCUUCAUGCUGGCCUCAUCGUUGGAAUUCUCAUCCUGGUCCUCAUUAUAGCAGCAGCUAUUCUUGUGACAGUCUAUAUGUAUCACCAUCCAACUUCAGCAGCCAGCAUCUUCUUUAUUGAGAGACGCCCUAGCAGAUGGCCUGCAAUGAAGUUUAGAAGAGGUUCUGGACAUCCUGCAUAUGCUGAAGUAGAACCAGUUGGAGAGAAAGAAGGUUUUAUUGUCUCAGAGCAGUGCUAAAACUUCUAGGACAGAGCAGCACCAGUACUGGCUUACAGGUGUUAAGACUAAAGUUUUGCCUAUACCUUUAAGACAAACACACACAAAGGAGUCCUAAGCUGCUGUAGCCUGAAGGAGACAAUAUCUCUGGACAAGCCCAGCCCAGGAAGGGUAAAGGAAAAAAAAAAAAAAAAAUUCAAACUUACACAAGAUGUCACAUUACCACUGAACUUAGAAUUCCUUAGCAGAAUGGCAUUUUAUAGUUCACUCAGAACAUCUCCUGUGGACUUAUCAGAAGUAUGACAAGAUUACAAUACUGUUGGCUUAGAUGCAGGAUUGCAUAGGGAUGGAGAAAAUAAUAAUAAAGCUUUAGUUCUCCAGAGAUCUACAGUUCUUCUCUGAUGUCUCAAAGAUAACCAUUCCAAAGUGUUAAUUCUUUUACUCAAAAGAUGAAUGUUUCAUGAUUGCUGAGAAAAUUAGUUCAUGCAGGAACAAAAACAAACACAAAAUAGGAGAUUUUCUAUAUUUUCAAAA
This is a messenger RNA of Orycteropus afer afer, 2749 nucleotides long. It is a transcript of the gene PLXDC2, whose product is annotated as plexin domain containing 2. Lineage: Eukaryota; Metazoa; Chordata; Mammalia; Tubulidentata; Orycteropodidae. The record is from RefSeq and is a predicted model, not a curated record.